Messenger RNA from Bufo gargarizans (Asiatic toad), 2382 nucleotides. RefSeq names its product ras-related protein Rab-44-like. NCBI's taxonomy places the organism in Eukaryota, Metazoa, Chordata, Amphibia, Anura, Bufonidae. Gene Ontology annotation, biological process: neurotransmitter receptor transport to postsynaptic membrane; Golgi vesicle fusion to target membrane; regulation of exocytosis. Gene Ontology annotation, molecular function: GTP binding; calcium ion binding; GTPase activity. Gene Ontology annotation, cellular component: trans-Golgi network transport vesicle; synaptic vesicle; endosome. The record is from RefSeq and is a predicted model, not a curated record.
GAAAGAGUUGAGUAAGUAAAUGACACAAUACAAUGUUACAUGCGGAGCUAACAAGUAGAGAAACUGCUUGAUAACUAAAAAGCUGCAGACUAAACCGCUCAAGUAUCACACCCAUCAUCUGCUGCAAGGUGACAUCAUCGAACCAUGGAAAAAAGAAAACAAAAGGGAAGAAAGAUGGGUUCAUCAAGAAGGCUCAUGGUGAAAACAGAGGAUGAAGGUGAGGUGGAGGCUGAGGCCAGCCCAAAACGUGAAGAAGAUUCUAUUCUCAAUGAAAUGGCAGAGAAAAUCCAACAACUUUUGUCAAUUGAUGGCACAAAUACCAGUUUAUUUAUCACAAAAGAGGACCUGGAGAAAAUCAGUGGCAUCGUUUUCUGCACUGUUGAAGACCUAGAAGAGCUAUUUGAUGAACUAAAUAAAGAAGGGAAAGGAUAUGUUACUUAUGAAGAAUUCACUUCAGGACUGAAAAACCACAUCAAUUCAAGUGGCAGACAAUGGAAUCAAACACGGAAAAGAAAAUCUACAAAAAGAAUAUCAGAGUUUCCUCGUUCUCCGUCAUUAGAAGAAGCAGACACAGAGGAAAGGAAACAAUUUAAGUCUUUUAUGGAACAGCUUGGAGCUCACAGUGUGUUUGAAGAUGAAACUGAGAUCUGGAAACUAUGGACCAGGCUUGGUCAAGAGGAACCACAUUUGUUGGAGAACCUUGAGGAAUUUUUGGCAAGAGUCACAAAUCAAAUUAAAGAAGCCAAAAAAGAGAAGGAAGUAUUGGAAAUGAUGUUAAAAAAGAGGAUUAGUGAACACAAUGUAGAGGUGCAGCGUUUAUAUGAAGAAAUGGAACAACAAAUGCGUGAGGAAAUGAAGAGAUUUACCAAUGAGAGUAAUGCUCGUACCAGUUUCCACAAUAAGGAAAUGAAGAAUGCCAUAGAGGUGAAAAAUAAAGAGGUGCAACAGAUGAUUUCUGUUCAAAAUGAGUUAGAAAAAGAGCUCUACAACCUACGAAGUAUGGAACGGGCUACCAAAUCAGAGAAUGAAAAAUUGAAAAGAACCAACCAAGAUUUAGAACUUGAUUUGGACAAAAUUCGUGAUCAGUUGUCCGAAGCCCAAGGUUGCCUGGGUGAGAUGACACAGAAAAUGGUUCAACAUGAGGUUGAAAAGGAGCUAAAGGAUAAUGAAGAAUCGAUAAAUAUUUCUAGUGCACAGGAUUCGACCCAGAAAGACAAGUAUAAUGAGCAGGAGCUUGAACAAAGUGACCCGCGAAGUGAGCCUACAGAUAUGGAGCAACAGAAUACAGUCAAGAAUGCUACAGACUUUAAAAGUUCAAGAUCAAGAGUAAUUUCCAUAGAAGAAGACCCAAUACAAGAGUGCUUACUUAAACACUCCAAAAUACUUCAAGAAGGUAUUAUAGAGGAAAUACCAACCAAAGACGUAGGAGACUCUGUUCGUUUUGACCAGUCAGGACUAUAUUCACCUCCUUUUGAUGGUUACACCAAAAAUGAAUCUAGUAGUAUUUCAUUCCAAAUAAGACAAGCAAACUAUACAGAUGUCAAAAAGUUAGCAAUAGCUUCAGAGACAAAAAGGAUUCAAAAAGACUUUGAUUUUGAAAGUAAAAACAAUGACCAUUCUGAUCUUCAUGAGAAGGUAGAACAAAAGUCCAAAAAAGCAGAAGAAGGUAGAACAAAAGUCCAAAAGCACCAUGAAGAACUUCAUGCAGAUCCAGACCAUGUAUAUAAAAUAAUGUUUGUUGGAAACUCGCAUGUUGGAAAAACAUCUUUUUUAUGUCAAGUACAUGAAGGUUCCUAUAAGAAAGAUACAUCUGCUACAAUAGGAAUAGAUUAUCGCAUUAAAAGGGUCAUGUUGGACAACAAACAGUACGCCUUACAGCUGUGGGACACUGCAGGACAGGAGAGGUUUUAUAGCAUCACGGAGCAGUUUUUCAGAAAGGCAGAUGGUAUGGUGAUCAUGUAUGAUGUAACCUCUAGGGAAACCUUUACUGCGGUGCGGCGCUGGCUCUACUGCAUUCAGGAAAAGGUGAUGGAUGAUAUCAUAAUUCUUCUUCUCGGCAAUAAAAUAGACUGCGAAGCGGAAAGACAGGUGACGUUUGACGAUGGACAGAAGCUAGCUAAGGAGUACAAACUACUGUUCGCAGAAUGCAGUGCGGCAUCAGGAAUAAAUAUCAUGGAAUCACUGAUACCGAUAGUCAGGUCUUUAAAGGAUCACGAAGACAAAAUGAAAAAUAAUGUAGUAACAUUAAAAAGAUCUGCAGAUGUGAAGAAAACAAGUUGUUGCACUUAAAGCUGCAUGCUGCCUGUAAUAAAGAGUGCACUGAUUUCUUUGAGAAAUAAAUGCUCUGUUUUUCAUGAAAAGGAAGAUAAAACGUUAACACUG